Messenger RNA from Saccostrea echinata, 681 nucleotides. Its product is annotated as ribonuclease P/MRP protein subunit POP5-like. NCBI's taxonomy places the organism in Eukaryota, Metazoa, Mollusca, Bivalvia, Ostreida, Ostreidae. Gene Ontology annotation, biological process: tRNA 5'-leader removal. The coding region runs from base 33 to 476 and encodes 147 amino acids. Gene Ontology annotation, cellular component: ribonuclease P complex. The transcript has 5 exons. The record is from RefSeq and is a predicted model, not a curated record. Gene Ontology annotation, molecular function: ribonuclease P RNA binding.
GUCGGGUUCGGUAUUUCAAAAACUCACUCAAUAUGGUUCGCCAGAAAAACAGGUAUCUAUUGUGUGAAAUUAUUUAUAUGGAUGGUAAGAGAUUGAAAAGAAAUCUAAAAGAAAGAGAUAUUUACUGUUGUGUCCGAGAUGCAGUGGCCAGAGAGCAUGGAGACUAUGGAUUGGCUACAAGCUUAAAAUCCUUGUCAGUGCAGGCUUACUUCCACCCAAAUAUAGUGAUGAUAAAGGUCUCAAGAGAUAGCCAUAAAAUGCUACAGUCUGCACUCUUCUUUGUUCGUAAGAUAGGACAGUACGAAGCUUUCUUCAACACCCUUCACAUUUCUGGCACAAUAAGAACAUGCCAAAAAUUUUACGUCAAUUACCUGAGGCGAGAACUUCCACAGCUUCUGAAGGAAUGUAAGACUCCAGAUGAGGAAAAGGAAGUGAAAAGGGCCAUUUCAUCAUGUGUUGCUGUUGAAGUGACUUGAGCAUUAUCAGGGAUACAAAAAAUACCAGUAACAUUGAAAUCUAGUACUACAGUGAUCAUAAAGAACACUGUUGGUAAAUGUUAGAGAGAUGGGCAGAGAAAAUGUUAAGCAUCCUGCAUUUAUCAGUGACUCUCAGGGAACCAGACAAAACAUACCAAAUAAUGAAAUAGUCAAUUGUUAAAGAGAUUUUGAAUAAAUAAAUAUG